This is a messenger RNA of Nicrophorus vespilloides, 1268 nucleotides long. RefSeq names its product phosducin-like protein. The record is from RefSeq and is a predicted model, not a curated record. The coding region runs from base 81 to 929 and encodes 282 amino acids. The transcript has a single exon. NCBI's taxonomy places the organism in Eukaryota, Metazoa, Arthropoda, Insecta, Coleoptera, Silphidae. Gene Ontology annotation, biological process: regulation of G protein-coupled receptor signaling pathway.
AACACAAAUGGAAACAUAGUCUUUGCUUGUUAUGUAUCUUAUCUACAAUAUUUUGUAAAACUAUUUAGUAAGUGAACAUUAUGGCCACGUUAGAGGAUAAAAUUCUGGGCGAGAAAUUGCACAAUUACUGCAGCAGCAGUGAGGAUGAGUACAGUGAUUGUGAUAACAGUGAUUCAGAGGAAGGUAAGGUUAAAGGGACCAAGGAGGAAGCCCCACAAUUGCCAGAGCCUAACAAAUGGGAGGGCAGUUCAACAAACACUGGUCCUAAGGGGGUCAUAAAAGAUUGGCAACGUUUCAAGCAAUUGGAGGCUGAGAAGAGGGUGGAUGAUGAGAAGGAACGCAUAGAGCUGAUGAAGAAGCUCACAUUAACAGUGCAAUCUGCACUGGAUGAAGAGAAGGCCAAAAACGAGGAUCCCGACCUUGCUGAGCUUUUAAACGACGAUUUCCUCCUGAAUUACCAGAAGCAACGCAUGCAGGAAAUGCUUCAGCAGACCGAGCAUAACCUGAAGUUUGGAAAGUUGAUUUAUUUAAAUAACGGAGACGAGUAUUUGGAUGCGAUCGAUAACGAGAACAAAGCCGUGAAAAUCGUCGUUCACAUCUACGAGAACAACGUUCCUGCUUGCAGAUUGAUGAACGAAGCCUUCGAAGAGUUAAGCAAGAUUUAUCAGUCGGUUAAAUUUUGCGCGAUAAUUGGCUCGCACGCGGGACUUAGCCGUUGCUUCAAGAAUAACGGCGUCCCGGCAAUUCUGAUCUACAAGGCAGGUCAGGUCGUUGGUAACUUCGUUCGUCUCACCGAUGAUUUAGGAAACGACUUCGACGUGGAAGAUGUUCAAGGAUACUUGGUCGAACACGGCAUGCUCGAUGAUAAGACAUGCAAACCGUUGAUAAUAAGAAACGGAGACGGCGACGAUGAGGAUGACAGUGAUUGAAUAUUUAAAAGCAAAACCUUUCCAUUAGGACCAAAAUUCUAUUCAAUGGAGGAACAGUGUUCAUAUAAUUGGCAAUAAGGAAGCCCUCACAUCUUUCCAACAUUUUUUUUUAUUAUUUAAUUUUACUACAUGCAACUGUGUGAAUGUUUUAAAUAUUUAUUGAUCUCAGGUUUCUUCAUCUGUACAUAGAAAUCAUUUGUUUUUAUGACCAUCACACUUAAUUCACCUUGUCUAUAUAUUUACAUAGUAUACAUGCAUUUAAUAAGAAUGAAGAAGAGAAGAAGAAAAUGUUAUUAAUUUAUAUUUUGCGAUGUUUGUAAACGUAAUUCGAACACACAC